AUGGGGAAUGAUAGGCAGUUGGGUUUGGGCAAUGGCGUAGGUGGAGCGCCAGCAGUGCCAAGGCAGUGUAGUGAGGUGUGUGUUGUGCUAAGAUGCUGGUUGUUGGUGGAAUGUUUGUCGGCCAACUGUGUGUUGGAUGGAGUUGUGUACGACGAUGGGGAAUGUAAUGGGGUGGCACAGGAGGCGGAUUGUAUUAGGAUGGCGGCGAUCGGAUAUCGCGUUGGCAUGGAUGAUAGUUUGGGGAUCAUGGAUGUGUUGGCUGAUACCACGAGUUUGAGAAGAACAGAUGCCCGUUUGCGUGUGGAGAUGAUGGCGAUUGGAUAUUGUGUAGGCAUUGUAGAUGCUGGUCGUUGGCGAAACGUUUAUUGGCCAACUGCGUGUUGGAUGGAGUUGUGUAUGACGAUGGGGAAUGUUGGGUUGGGGGAAUGGCGUAGUUGGAGCGCCUGUAGCGCUGAGCUUGGGAAAGUGGCGGGCAUGGAUGCCUUUAUGCGAGGCGAGGUGGCGAUUGGCGCUAUAAGAUUAGACAGAUGCUGGUUGUUGGUGGAAUGUUUGUUGGCCAACCAACUGCGUAUUGGAUAG
Messenger RNA from Eimeria maxima, 579 nucleotides. RefSeq lists its product as hypothetical. Lineage: Eukaryota; Apicomplexa; Conoidasida; Eucoccidiorida; Eimeriidae. The record is from RefSeq and is a predicted model, not a curated record. The coding region runs from base 1 to 579 and encodes 192 amino acids. The transcript is spliced from 11 exons.